Molecule: messenger RNA, 423 nt
Organism: Effrenium voratum
Lineage: Eukaryota; Dinophyceae; Suessiales; Symbiodiniaceae
Source: the annotation of a GenBank genome assembly
AUGGCUCGCUCCCUUGUGCUGACCGGUGCUGUGCUGCUGUGCUCGGGCGCGCUCUUCAGCGCAUUCGUGCCCGUUGCCCGCGCUCCUGUGUCUGCCCCGGCCACCAAUGCAGGCACUGCGGCAGCCCUGAGCGCAGCAGUCCUGGCGACGCCACAGGCGGCGUUCGCGGAUGAGGGCUCUGUCUGGAUCCCUGCGCUGUCCGCCAUCGGGGCUGGCUUCGCAAUCGGAUUGGCAGCCAUCGGCUCCGGAGUCGGCCAGGGCAUCGCAUCGGGCAGGUGCAUUGAUGGCAUCUCCCGGCAGCCUGAGGUCGCGGAUGACCUGCGAGGAGUGCUUCUGCUGUCCCUGGCCUUCAUGGAGUCCCUGACCAUUUACGGAUUGGUGAUCGCCCUGGUGCUCCUCUUCGCCAACCCGCUCAUCAAGUGA